Molecule: messenger RNA, 486 nt
Organism: Kickxella alabastrina
Lineage: Eukaryota; Fungi; Kickxellomycota; Kickxellomycetes; Kickxellales; Kickxellaceae
Exons: 1
Coding region: 1-486 (161 amino acids)
Source: RefSeq, a predicted model, not a curated record
AUGAGCACCCUAGCAUACACCAAUAUUGUCGGAACUGGUGCCGGUACCGGAAUCAAGGCAGCCACUGAUGUUGCGAUGGAAGCUGGAUUGGCCGAAGCGGGCGGCUAUCCGCUCAUCUCCGACUUUAAUGAUACCAGGUACAUUGGGCACGGCGUUGCGCACCGCGACCCGAGGACAGGAGAGCCACUGCCAGCCCACAUCCACAUUCCUACUGAUGGUGAACUGAACCCCCAGAAUUACGUCGCCUCAACGAUAGUGUAUGAGGACCCCGCCGAAGUUCAACAGCACACACGCGACACUUUCUUGCUCAAGUACAACAAGAAGAGCGCCAGCCAGUAUCGCUCAACCUAUUUCAAUUUCGUUGGCUCUAUCCAGUCUAAGCUGGGCCAGAAGGAGGCCGGUCAAAGAAAGCUCGAGCGUGCCAAGCUCGAGCGCGCCGCCUACGAUGUCGACCACAACGCGAUUCAGUUCUGCCGCGAAAGGUAG